UGUCACAGAGUUGCACAACAAGAUCUGAGUUUUCAAGAGCGCGUUAAAGCAUCGACACCAUCCGUACAUAAGGGAUACGCGUAAGAUUUCACCGACAUCAAGAAGGAUUUUGACCAGAGGGACCCAAAAAUGACCGAGGAGCGCGACAAGUCUAUGGCGGACGCACCGUGUAGUCCGACAGGUACUUCCAGCUCGGCGUCUCAGGACGAAUCGGAUUCGGACGCGCCCUCUUCGCCGGCUGGAUCAGACAGCCACGGACUGCUCCUCUCGUCAAGCAAAAAAAUGGACGAAGAUGAAGAUGACAGAUUCCCGGCGUGUAUCCGGGACGCCGUUUCCCAGGUGCUCAAAGGCUACGACUGGUCUCUGGUGCCGAUGCCUGCGCGAGCCAGCGGCGCGCUCAAGAGCAAGCCGCACGUGAAGAGGCCCAUGAACGCGUUUAUGGUGUGGGCGCAGGCGGCGCGAAGAAAGCUGGCCGAUCAGUACCCUCAUCUUCAUAACGCAGAACUCAGCAAAACCCUGGGCAAACUCUGGCGCUUGUUAUCAGAGAAUGAAAAGCGACCCUUUGUAGAGGAGGCUGAGAGACUGAGGGUACAGCACAAGAAAGAUCACCCUGACUAUAAGUACCAACCGAGGCGUAGGAAGAGUGUGAAGCCAGGACAAAGCGACUCUGACUCUGGUGCCGAGCUAAGCCAUCACAUGUACAAAGCUGAGCCAGGCAUGGGUGGCCUGGCAGGACUAGCUGAUCAUCAUCACACAGACCAUCCAGGUCAGCCACAUGGACCACCAACACCACCAACAACCCCCAAAACCGACCUUCACCAUGGUCAUGGCGGAAAGCAAGAUAUGAAGAACGAAAGCCGGCGGCUCCUGGACACUGGGCGUCAGAACAUUGACUUCAGCAAUGUCGACAUAUCUGAGCUCAGUACGGACGUCAUGAGCAACAUGGAGGCCUUUGAUGUACGUGAGUUUGAUCAGUAUCUUCCUGUCAAUGGGCACUCAAUAGCCUCCUCCAUGGUUUCGGAACCCAACCCUGGUGUUUAUGCUGCUUCAUACAGCCACUCUGGGGCCAGUGGUGCUGUCUGGAGCCGAAAAGCAGCCCUUUCUUCCUCUUCAACCUCUGCCUCUUCCUCUGGAUCCAAUGACAUGGGUCAGCACAGACCACACAUCAAAACAGAGCAGCUGAGCCCAAGUCACUACAGUGAGCCCUCUCACAGCUCACCCUCUCACUCUGACUAUGGCUCCUAUGGUGCUCAGAGCUGCACUACUUCAACUGCUUCUUUCCCAAGCUCUCCAUGCGACUAUGCAGACCUGCAAAGCCCUGGCUACUACAGUCCAUAUUCCAGCUAUGCCUCCAGCCUUUACCAGUACCCCUACUUCCACUCAUCGCGGAGGCCCUAUGGGGGCACCAUUCUCAAUAGCUUGUCUAUUCCACCUUCCCACAGUCCCACUGCAACUUGGGAGCAGCCGAUUUAUACCACUCUAUCGAGGCCUUGAUAAGGUAGUAUAACGUUGUCUGUACUGUGGAAGCACUUCUGAAGGAAUAGCAGUAGCCAAGACAAGAAGCAGUAUGUUUGCUUAUUCAAAGCUAGAAGAAGAAGAAAAAGUGCCUGCUGAAUUUGCCUACGCCCAAACAAACUCUUAUCCAUGGACGGUGCAUAGCCUGAUAGCACUAGUACAGCAAGCAGAAAUCCUCUGUGAGGACCACCUGUCACUGUUUCUCUCCAUUCCCCACAUAUAGGCCUACUCGUGGAUUUUUUUUUUAAUGACUGUGUAUAUGCCACUGAUUUGUGUAGGAGAGAAGCACGAGUAUGCCACAUCUUUUUAAGAAGCAGAUGGAGAAAACAGAUACACAUAUGCACUGGGACCAAUUUAUUUUAAAUAUAUACGCCACCAGAAAGAGUCAACUAUAAACAUUCUCUUGGUCACUCCUUAAUUCUAAUAAAAAUAUUUUCCCCUUUUUUGGUUAGAGAUAUUUCAUAUCUAUUUAUGUUAAUUGUUCUCUCAUUACUUGUGUUUAAGUUGUAUAUUUGUAUAAAUUCUUUAGGGGGUUGUGAAAGGUUGGGGGAUAAAAAUAUUGAACUUUGUGCUACUUUACAAUCAUUUGUAUUAUUGUAGCAUAUAGCAUUCCUGGAAAAAAAUGAAACAAACACACACACGCACACACACACACACACUUCCAUUCCAUACAAUUUAAAUGAAGCAAAAGAUGAGGCAAAAGAGGCCAAUAUAUUAUCAUGUAGUGCAACAGGCUCCUGAGAUAAUUGUGUUAGGUGUGUACAAGUUAAAUUAGCCCUAUGCAGUUUGUAGUCUUUAUUUUUUGUUGAUUUCUUUUCAAUCUAAAUCCAAAACCUUGAAAUUUUAUGAUAAAAUAAAUAACAAGUUUGCUGACAUUUUAUUUUCGUGGGUAAUGAAAACAUGCAUGGACACCAGAAAUAAGCAUCUCUUUAUAUAGGAUGUUUUGGGAUAUAAAACACUACAGAGCUGCCAUAUAUAUAUAAAAUUUUCCACUGUGUGAUUAUUUUGAUUGCCUUUCAUUAUGUUGAAUCUUUGUUGAAUUAAUAUGUUCAUCUCUCUGCCCCAUCAUUUGUUUUUAACCUGUUGUUUCAGAAAUGUUUGCCAGUUAUAGUGACAUUUGAGACUCAUAACUUUUCCAAAACAUGUUGGUUUAUUCCGGCUGUGAAAAGUCAGACAGUGUUCUUUUGUUUUACUGUUGUCAUUUUUGAAAAGUUGGCUGUGAUUUUUUUUCUGUGUUAACAAAGCUAACCUUAAUUGCAGGACCUAUCUGUGAGAAAAACAAUAAACUUUUUCCCCACCCCCCGAA
This is a messenger RNA of Neoarius graeffei (lesser salmon catfish), 2821 nucleotides long. RefSeq names its product SRY-box transcription factor 8a (gene sox8a). NCBI's taxonomy places the organism in Eukaryota, Metazoa, Chordata, Actinopteri, Siluriformes, Ariidae. Gene Ontology annotation, cellular component: nucleus. Gene Ontology annotation, molecular function: DNA-binding transcription factor activity, RNA polymerase II-specific; RNA polymerase II cis-regulatory region sequence-specific DNA binding. The coding region runs from base 130 to 1494 and encodes 454 amino acids. The record is from RefSeq and is a predicted model, not a curated record. The transcript is spliced from 3 exons. Gene Ontology annotation, biological process: morphogenesis of an epithelium; neural crest cell development; negative regulation of transcription by RNA polymerase II.